AUUGUCACAUAAUACCUUUUUAACAGUAAAAAAAAGUAUAAUAAAAGAAGUGAUUAAUUCAUUAUAUUGCGAGCGAUUUUCAGUACCUAAGUGGCGUCAGUCAACAACUAAACAGACAACAUCCAAGUAUCCAACAAACAACAACCAACAUAUUGAUAAUUGAUAAUUUAAUUUUUUUCAUCUACUAUCACACCAAAAAUCUGCAUUCCGGAAUAGGAAAUAGGACACUGCUCGUGUUGUUAUUAAUUGCAAACUUAAAGUAGUUAUGCAAUGGUAAAUAUAGGUGGACUGCCAACUUGUUAACUAGAAACAUGACAUUAAUAAUAAUAAGAUCAAUGAUCAUGAACACAAAACACAACAUGCAUUGUUAAUGUAAUAAUAUAAUCUAAGCUCGAAGCUAACACAUGUUUUUUAUCAGUUGCGAUAACGAUGUCGUUAUCAGACGUUACUCUUUAAACAACAGAAAAAAACAAUAUCGGGCGAAACGAUAUUAUUAUUACUUACAUCCAAUUCGAUUUCGUAAUACUGCUUCCAUAUAUUAUGUCGUCUCAAUUACUUCACAAUUUGCGUUAAUGACUACAGUGUACUGAAAAAAAUUGCACAUCGCGAACGUUUCCUGAUGUCAUUUUCUAUGUCAAGGACACCUGUGGUGGUCCACAGCUGCCAAAUAUAUUGUCAACAGACUUCAACGUUCAUUGCUUGAAUGAUGGAUAACGAGAAAUACCUCCAACCACUUCGACAUGCAUAAUGGCACACGAUACACAGAAACAUGAUUCCAACUCAACUAACGUGUUGCACAGUUUGACGGCGGGUGCCAUCGCUGGUGCUUUAGCCAAGAGUACAAUUGCUCCAUUAGAUAGAACUAAAAUCAAUUUCCAAAUAUCUCAAGAACCAUACUCUGGUAGAGCUGCGCUUAAAUUUUUGGCUGACACUUAUGCAAAAGAUGGUUUUAUAUGGUUAUGGCGAGGCAAUACAGCCACCAUGACUAGAAUCAUCCCUUAUGCAGCCAUUCAAUUUACAGCAUUUGAACAAUGGCGAAAAUUGCUGAAGGUUGAUUCUCUAAACACAAAAAAUAAUGGAGGUCUUAAGUUUCUGUCUGGUUCUUUAGCUGGCGUAACAUCACAAACACUAACUUAUCCUCUAGACUUGGCAAGAGCAAGAAUGGCAGUUUCUACCAAAAAUGAUUAUAAAUCGUUGGGAGAUGUGUUCAAAAAGACUUUUAAAGUUGAAGGGAUAAAAGGCUUUUAUCGAGGGUAUGUGCCAACAAUACUUGGUAUUAUACCUUAUGCAGGUACAAGUUUUUUUACAUAUGGCUCAUUAAAGUCAUUUAUGAAAGAAAAACAUGGAUAUGAAAAUACAGCUGUGAAUUUAGCAUGUGGUGCAGUGGCAGGUAUGGCUGGUCAAUCUUCGUCAUAUCCUCUAGAUAUUAUUAGACGAAAGAUGCAAACAUCAAUAAUUACUGGAAUUAACUACACAAACCUCAGAACAACAUUUAUGAUAAUUUAUAAAACUGAAGGCAUUAGACAAGGCUUUUUCAAGGGUCUAAGUAUGAAUUGGAUUAAAGGUCCAAUUGCUACCGGAAUUAGUUUUGCUACAUAUGAUUUUGUGUUUAAUUAUAUUGUUAAUGACAAAGAAGAAAUAAUUCAAAGACACAUAGCUCUAUAAACAUCAAUUUAUAUCUGAAAUAUUUAAAUCAUCAGUAUUUAUUGACAGAAUUGACAGAAAAAUGUAUUUGUAUAUAAUAUACAUAAUAUUAUUUUGCUAAAACAAUUGAUUGGAUUAUUUCUGUAAAUAUUGUUAUUUAUAUUUAAACAGUGAAGUUGUUACACUAGAAUGUUUUAAGUUGUAUUUAAUUAAUUGAAAUUAAAUAAGUAUGUUUAUAGUGUCGUGAUAGUUUUUAAAAUUGGUAACUAACAUUUACAAUAUUAUUUCUAACACUCAAUUUUAGAAGAAAUACCUUGUUGGAAAAAUGGAUUAGUAUCAUUUUUUCUUAAUGUUUGAAAAUUAACCAUCAUUUAAAAUAUUUAUAGAUUAAAAUUACAACCAUGUAUAAAUUGACUAAUCAUCAAAAUUAAAGAGGUACUUAAAUUCUUAAUUUAUAACGAUGAAUAAUUAAUUU
Molecule: messenger RNA, 2119 nt
Organism: Diuraphis noxia (Russian wheat aphid)
Lineage: Eukaryota; Metazoa; Arthropoda; Insecta; Hemiptera; Aphididae
Gene: DPCoAC
Product: dephosphocoenzyme A carrier
Biological process (GO): transmembrane transport
Cellular component (GO): mitochondrial inner membrane
Source: RefSeq, a predicted model, not a curated record